This is a messenger RNA of Panicum virgatum (switchgrass), 1108 nucleotides long. RefSeq names its product 50S ribosomal protein L20-like. Gene Ontology annotation, cellular component: ribosome. Lineage: Eukaryota; Viridiplantae; Streptophyta; Magnoliopsida; Poales; Poaceae. Bases 191 to 559 code for a protein of 122 amino acids. Gene Ontology annotation, biological process: ribosomal large subunit assembly; translation. The transcript has 3 exons. The record is from RefSeq and is a predicted model, not a curated record. Gene Ontology annotation, molecular function: structural constituent of ribosome; rRNA binding.
CACCCUACCUUAGAAGCCCCCCACGGAAGUCCCCCCUCUGUUCUCCUCUCUCGCUCGUUCGGCUCCGCCGCCUUCUUUCCAAGCGGCGACGGCAGGGGAGUGGCGCCGCCCUGCCAGUUCGUCGUUGGACGCUUCGCCGGCGACAAGAUACAGGGAAAAGUGUUUUGUGUGAGACUACCAAAACUUGAAAAUGAACAAGGGCAAGAUUUUUAAGUUAGCUAAGGGAUUCAGAGGAAGGGCAAAAAACUGUAUAAGGAUAGCAAGGGAGAGGGUGGAAAAGGCACUGCAGUAUUCAUACAGGGAUCGGCGCAACAAGAAGAGGGACAUGCGAUCUCUUUGGAUUGAGCGCAUCAAUGCUGGUACACGCCUUCAUGGGGUGAACUAUGGCAACUUCAUGCAUGGAUUGAUGAAGGAGAAUAUCCAACUUAACAGGAAGGUUCUCUCUGAGCUGUCCAUGCAUGAGCCAUACAGCUUCAAGGCUCUUGUCGAUGUAUCUCGCAAUGCAUUUCCUGGGAACAGGCCUGUUCCUGCUAAGGAGGGGCUAGCAAGCAUUCUGUAACCAUUUCUUGCCCAAUAAUCAAACUUGACGGCUACAUCUGCAUCUGAAAGUACCUUUUGUCUUGUAACGUUGUGAAGACCUUGUCUGUUUGAUGACCUGCCGGACCGACAAUCGUAGUACAUGUUUUGUACUGCAAUUACUUUUAGAUUUCUGAAAAAUGUAUUCCGUUUACUCCUGAAAGCCUUUGGAAGAAUUAGUUAGUGGUCAGGUUUUCUACUUCAUUGGCAAGCUUAUAAACUGCUACCAAGAGAGCAGAGUAAGUAACCACUCAUUUUCAAGCACGUGGAAAAAGGAUGUGUGUCUGAUACUGCAGACGGCAGCCGAGUGGUUCGUAUUUGCCUUCUUCUGAAAUCAUGGCAUCAUCGCAUCUCUUAAAAAUUCGGUGCGCGGGCUGCAUCAUCGUCUCCUAGAUGAUUAGAAGAAUGACGCUUCCUGUUGGCUGCUUCGUCCUGGUCGCCCUAUUUGAUAUUGUGUGGAUGAGCAAAACUUUUCAUGGCAUGUAUACAUUUAUUCUAUCUCACACAGCUCUUUACCUAUUCUUUAAAAAAA